AUGAAGGAAUUCAAGAUCAAUGUGCCCCAGCUGGGGCCAAGACUGACAAUUGCGUUCUCCAUCAUCUGCAGCACUCUGACCAUGUGUAAUUAUGCUUAUGAUGCUGCUAUGAUCAAUAGUCUCUAUUCGAUUCCCAGCUUCUCAAUAUACUUCGCGAUGACAAGCACAUGGAGUGGCUUGAUUGUUGCUAUGAUGGGAAUCGGCUCCAUUGGUGGCCUUCCACUGGCAUCUAUAUCCCUUGACAUGCUUGGUAGAAAAUGGGGUAUGGCAAUUGGAGCCGUCAUUCAGCUCAUUGGAGCAUUGGUGUCUGCUCUGGCGCAUAACAUCGCAGCGUUGUUGAUUGGGCGAUUCCUGAUAGGAGCUGGCUUGAUCAUCAAUGGAACAGGUGCUCCAGCGUGGAUGGUGGAGAUAUCUCCACCAUCCCGUCGGUCUCUUUUCACCAAUCUCAUGCUAGCGCUUAUGUCAAUUGCUGGGGCUAUUGCAGCGAUUAUUGCACUGGCAAUCAACGGCCAUGAUACCGAAUGGGUGUGGCGUGGUCCUCUACUGGCUUUCGACCUUCUUGUCCGCCUACACGCCAGAGGCAACCGCGAAGAUACCGUGGUUUAUCUGGAGUUUGAGGAAAUUGUGGCAGCUGUCACAUACGAGCAGGAGCAUGCGGGCUCUUGGAAGAGUCUUGUCUCAACCAAGUCUCAGAUACAUCGUUUCUCGCUUGCUGUUCUCAGCAACGUCUUUCUUCAAGCUUCCGGGUGUAGCUUUAUGCAGUACUUCUUCACCUUGGUAAUCGCGCAGGCUGGCGUGACCAACACAAACACUCUUCUGUACCUAACACUAGGUCUCUGCAUCUGGCAAGCUCUGUCCAACCAAUGUGGUGUCUUGAUUAUAGGAAAGUUUGGACGCAAAACUGUGAUGCUCUUUGCCUCGGUCGUCCUGACUUUGUGCUUUAUCCUCCUCACCAUCCUUCUGUAUAAAGCCAGUUCGACUGGAAACACAAAAUAUGGCAUCGGCGGCACCGCCAUCAUCUUCAUUUUCCAAUGGACUGCCGCUAGCUCAUGGAUGCUUCUUGCCUACUCUUACCCACCAGAAAUCCUCACUUUUGCGCAGAGAACACGCGGGUUAUCCAUCAGCCAAGCAGUCGGUUACGGCCUAGUGACAAUGUUUUCCUACUGUCUACCCAUAGCCGUCACCAACAUCGGUUACAAAUGGUACGCGAUACUUGCUUGCUUGAAUGCCGGCAUAUUUGUUGUUGUCUAUUUCGUCUUUGUGGAAACGAAAGGUAAAACCCUCGAAGAGAUCGAUAUCAUCUUCGAAGGUGCCGAGGCUUUUAACACCCGUCGGAUGGGAUCUGGCAUUGGUAAAGACCCUGCAAGUAUCGAACAUGUUGAAGAUACAUCGGCUGCUGUCUAUAUGCCUUCUCUUAUUAAGAGCGACUAG
Molecule: messenger RNA, 1431 nt
Organism: Penicillium paradoxum
Lineage: Eukaryota; Fungi; Ascomycota; Eurotiomycetes; Eurotiales; Aspergillaceae
Exons: 7
Coding region: 1-1431 (476 amino acids)
Biological process (GO): transmembrane transport; carbohydrate transport
Cellular component (GO): membrane
Molecular function (GO): carbohydrate:proton symporter activity
Source: RefSeq, a predicted model, not a curated record